AUGUCGACAAAGCCUAAUUCUCCUCCUGCUGAAAGUUGGGCGUUGGACGGUCGUGAGGUCGAUCUCCUCCACUACAUCUAUAAUCGACCCGACAUCAAGGAAAUCCGAGGAAACCCCAAAAAAGUCCUCAGCGCCAUCGACACAUACAAUAUCGAGUUCAGUUUCCUCAUGAACAUCGGCGCGACCAAAGGCGAGUUCAUCACCAAUAUAAUUGCCGAACGAAAGCCAUCAGUGAUGAUCGAGCUUGGUGGCUACAUUGGUUACUCUGCCAUUCUCUUCGGCGACGCCAUUCGGAAGAAUGGAGGGAAGCAAUAUCUGAGCAUAGAAAAGAAUCCCGAGAUGGCAGCCAUCGCUGAUAGGCUUGUGGAGCUUGCUGGAUUGCGGGACUAUGUGCGCAUCAUUGUUGGUUCCAGUAGCGAGGUACUGCGCGAGCUCAUCACCGAGACGAAGGAGAUCGAGGCCGUGGAGUUGAUUUUCAUUGAUCAUUGGCAAGAACUGUACCGACCUGAUCUGUGGCUUCUUGAAGAGUUGGAUGGCUUGAAGCCCGACAAGAGUGUUCUGCUAGCGGAUAAUGUUAUCGUGCCUGGUACCCCGGACUACCUUGAAUGGAUUCAAGCGACGACCCCUGAAGCGAAGAGAGAGAUUCUCAGCAGGUCGAAUUUUGGUUCAUUGAAGCCGAAUCCUGAUCUGGUAUAUGACUCGCAUGUACAGGAGUUUGAUACCCAUAUUGGACAUGUAGGUCUUCCUUGA
Molecule: messenger RNA, 750 nt
Organism: Penicillium malachiteum
Lineage: Eukaryota; Fungi; Ascomycota; Eurotiomycetes; Eurotiales; Aspergillaceae
Product: O-methyltransferase
Exons: 2
Coding region: 1-750 (249 amino acids)
Molecular function (GO): O-methyltransferase activity
Source: RefSeq, a predicted model, not a curated record